AUGAUUGUGGAUCCAAGGGAGGGCAAAGGCAUACUGGCACCACAGCCCAUGUGCCUCCCACCACCACCUUCCCCACCACCACAUGUGAAACAAAACUACUAUUCUGGGGAGAUUGGGCAUGAUGGUCAGGGUUAUGUUAUGGUUGGCAGCAUGAUAACCGUGAUGGCUUUGGGAUUUCCUGUUGAUGCUCGUCUUCUUGAGGGUAAUCCUCUUAUGGUUGAUCAAGCAGCACUGACUGGGGAGUCACUUCUAGUUACUAAGCAUCCAGGGCAAGAAGUGUUCUCUGGAUCAACUUGUAAACAAGGAGAGAUUGAAGCCGUUGUGAUUGCCACUGGUGUGCACACCUUCUUUGGAAAGGCAGCACACUUGGUGGAUAGCACCAACCAAGUUGGACAUUUCCAGAAGGUUCUUACUGCAAUUGGAAACUUCUGCAUCUGUUCCAUUGCGGUUGGUAUGCUGGCUGAGAUCAUAGUGAUGUACCCAAUUCAGCACCGCAAGUACAGGGAUGGAAUUGACAACCUGUUGGUUCUCUUGAUUGGAGGUAUUCCCAUUGCUAUGCCUACUGUGUUGUCUGUGACAAUGACCAUCGGUUCUCACAAGCUCUCUCAGCAAGGUGCCAUCACCAAGAGAAUGACUGCCAUUGAAGAAAUGGCAGGCAUGGAUGUUCUUUGCAGUGACAAAACAAGAACACUCAUCCUCAACAAACUCACUGGCACGACGGCGACCCCAGCGGCAGUCAGUGGCACCGGCGGCACCCAUCUCGCGUUUCUAUGGCGGCGGCUCAUGACGGCGGUGAUGGAGAAACAGUGGCAAUCGACGUUCGAGGGUGGAAGACUCCAACCCUAG
This is a messenger RNA of Vigna radiata var. radiata (mung bean), 846 nucleotides long. Its product is annotated as ATPase 2, plasma membrane-type-like. The record is from RefSeq and is a predicted model, not a curated record. Gene Ontology annotation, molecular function: ATP binding; P-type proton-exporting transporter activity; ATP hydrolysis activity. The transcript is spliced from 2 exons. Gene Ontology annotation, cellular component: plasma membrane. The coding region runs from base 1 to 846 and encodes 281 amino acids. Gene Ontology annotation, biological process: regulation of intracellular pH; proton transmembrane transport. NCBI's taxonomy places the organism in Eukaryota, Viridiplantae, Streptophyta, Magnoliopsida, Fabales, Fabaceae.